CAAAUUUCAAGAUGGAGGACGUUGAAAUGAAAAAUGAAGAAAACACUGAAACUUGGCUUGUUAAUCGUGCAAGACAAUGUUUAACUACAGAUCCAUAUGCUUCCAAAGCAUGGCUCCUUACUGCUAGAACGCUCUUUCCGAAAAACUUCUCAAUACAGUUUGAGGCUUAUGGCAUUGCAAAGGCUGAACAAGACACAAAGGAAGCAGCGAGGCUUUUGGAAGAAAUGUUUACAGAGUUUCCAGACAAGGAAAAGCUUGCCUGUGAACUACAAAGUAUUUCUAAUGCAGUGCAAUGUAAAACUCAAGAAAAUCAAUUUCUUAAAGGUGUGUUUGAAAAUAUUCCACCAGAAAUGCAAAGUAAGAUGUUGUUGAAGAUCGGAGAACAGAACAAGGACAUCAUAGAACAAGCACGCCUCAUGGUCCUUGUGUUGAACACAUUUCCCCAUCUUAUACAGCAACAUGGGUUGAAGCUGGUGGAUAGUCUACUGUUUACAGAGAAACAUGCCCACCUCCAUUCAUCUAUAAACUGCUAUAGGAAAUAUUUAGUGUGUGACAUCAUGCCUAUAAUACUUCGGUACCAGAAACUUGAUGCCCCUGUUAAACACAUACAGAAAUGGCUCCAGAAGUCUAUAGAGUUCUACAUCAGCUAUAUAGCCCAACCCCCAUCCAAAGAUAUUAAUACACCAAUGUUGAAGAGUCCUGAUCUGAUGUCUCCUACUAAAACAUCAUUUGCAGCUGGCUCAUUUAAAAAGCUAGGCAUAAUCCCAGGUCUAACAGAGAGUGAGAGCGUAAUUGCAACACCCUGGAACAGCCUCUUUGAGCUGCUUGAACUCUUUGGUCAGAAACUUGGUUGGAACAUAGGCAACUUGUACAGACUUAAAAGUCGGGAGGCUCAAUGGCAACAUCUGGUUGCUAUGCAACAGAGAGGUGAUACAAAAGAGACUGUUUACUGUGGAAGUGUUCUUUUCCUAGAGUGUCUUAUAUUACAUGCUAGCAGGGUUGAAUCAGAUCAGUUUGCAGCGACUAGCAGUGGCCCAGGUCUCCAUCCCCCACUGGUUCUCGUGGAGACAUGCUCCAGAAACACAUCUUCAACAUCAUCAGAGCCUAAGUCAAAGAAGAUGAAACUUGAUGCUGGGGCCAGCAUCCACAUAAGUAAGACAGUCCCUGCAUCAUUGGAGGUGGUCCAGAACUUCACCACUGCAUUUAGAUGUUGGCAGCUUCUACACUCUAAAGAAUCUCUAGAAAAAGAAUUGACCAAGCUUUUACACUAUUGGAAGUCUGAAAACUGGCCGUGGCUGAGUAAUUUUGAAACGGACUGCCACCUAUACCAGGGAGAGUACAGAGAAGCUAUAGCCAAAUUAGAAAAUAUAAAGAAGUCCAAUGCCAACUUCUCUGUUCUUCGUGCUGAUUUACAACUGGCGUCAUGUUAUUACUGUAUGGGCACAUAUUCGAAAGCCUGUGAAAUGUUACUAAAUGUCAUUGAGUCGCUACCCCAUGUUACUGAUUCCAACCAAUCACAGGAGGAGAUUUCGCCAGGAUCGUCUCACCAGUUGCAACUUUUGUCGUGCACAGAAAGUGAUAUUCUUCCCUACUGCAUCAAGCUUAUCAUCAACUGUUUGAAGGAAAAAGCUUUUGGGCAUAUUGAGACAGAUGACACAGCAGCAGGUCACAUGAUGGUGUUGCUGCAAUAUGAUUGGCCAAAAUAUGAGAGCCUCUUUUCAAGUGCUAUCAAGGUGAUCAAAGAGAAGGGAAUAUUCUCAUACAACUUAUUCUUCAACUAUUUUAUAAAUAUUGAUAUGCUAGAAGAGUUCACUUGGCUGAAAACCCAAGAUGGCGGCAAGGUGAACUUGAAUGUACUUCCUGUUAAUGUGCAGACAGCAAUUCCACAAAGGACAGUCACAAGAGGCCAACAAAAAGGAGUAAAAGAGGACUUCAAAAUACACAUGGAAAAACAAGUCCGAAGAACUAAUGAAAAUGUGGAGCAAUUGAUCAGACAAUUUUUGACAGAACAAAAACAAAAUUUACGAUUGUGUUUGAUCUAGAAGGAUUUUUUAUUGAAUCUAGAUGAAAGUGAACUGGUUGAACAGUAUACCUUUACCUUCAUAACUACGAGUUGAGGUUUGAAGCUUUUCCAUAUUAACUUGGUAAAAUAAAUGAUGUGCACUAAAAAAUACUUGUUUGUUCUUACUUAAAGGGGCAAGCUAAAUAUCAAUGCAAAGUUUUUUAUACCACCAUCAUAUUGUUAUAGCUUCCAACCUUUUUUGUGGACAGUGU
Owenia fusiformis is the source of this 2274-nucleotide messenger RNA. NCBI's taxonomy places the organism in Eukaryota, Metazoa, Annelida, Polychaeta, Sabellida, Oweniidae. The record is from the annotation of a GenBank genome assembly.